Melozone crissalis (California towhee) is the source of this 2993-nucleotide messenger RNA. RefSeq names its product inhibitor of growth family member 1 (gene ING1). Gene Ontology annotation, cellular component: nucleus. Bases 1427 to 2059 code for a protein of 210 amino acids. Lineage: Eukaryota; Metazoa; Chordata; Aves; Passeriformes; Passerellidae. Gene Ontology annotation, biological process: positive regulation of DNA-templated transcription. The transcript is spliced from 2 exons. The record is from RefSeq and is a predicted model, not a curated record.
UUGGUAUUUUUUUAUUGUUGUUUUGUUUUGGGCUUUUUUUUUGUAGGUUAAAAAACCCACCAGUUGCUUAAAAUGGUUAAUAACAAAUCGGAAUGCUGAUUUGUCAGAUAGGUUAUAUUGCAGAACCAGCUGACAGGUCGUGCUUAACCGAUGUGUGAAGCACAAGCUGCAGCUCUAAAAUCUGAAUAAAGCUUGUGUAAUAUUUCCAUGUCUUCACUGGAAAUUGUGUAUGUUUAAAAACUCUGCCGAGGAAAGCCAAAACCUAAAGCACAGGAUAACUCUUGGUUUGCAUAUGUGUCACAUGUUCCUAUGAAUAAAUAAAUAAUAAAAAAAUGUAAGUUAAAAAAAGUUUUGGUAAUGCCAUUGGCAUAUAUGAGAGAUCCUAGUUUCUGUUAGAUGAAUUGAGGUCAGAUUUUAUAUAUAUAUAUAUAUUUAAUAUAUUUUGCUUCUCUAAGACAGACUGUUCUAACCUGUGAGAAAGGGAAAAUUCAGAGAAGAAAGGAGAUGCAGGAAAAACAUUCAAUGUGUUUUUGAGGACUUAAUAUGGAGUGCUGAGUGUCGUGUACGCUGUAGUUUAUUUGGGUAUCAUAAUGAAACUCAAAAACAUCUUAAAAAGAGGUUUCCAUGGCCAUUCUUGAAACUUUAGAUACUUUGUGCAUUGUUGUUUUUUAUAAACUGUUAGAACAAUCCUUGAGGUGCAAUUCAGGAUGUAACAUAUUUUAAAGCAGAAGCUCCAGCUCCCCGUUGUUGCCUAUCAUCUUUAAUGUUAUCUUUUAACUUCCUGCUCUGCAGUAAGUAUUUAAUGAAGAUAAUAUUUUUGUGUUUUAAAGAAUAGCAACAUGUAUUUUACAGAAAGUGUAGGUGGGAAAUAAUCUAAACCUCCUGGACAUUGUAAUCCUAGUUUUGCAAUCCAGGGAUUUACACAGCCUCAUAUUUUCAGCAGAAAUAGCUUGACAGUAUUGGAUGAAAUAGCUUUGGGUCUAGGCCUUGUAUUUGGUGCUUCUGCAUCUCCUGUCAAGUAACCCAGCAGCGUGCUUCUAGGGUGGUUUGUGCUUUCUUUCUGUCCCACUCUCUUUCUCCCACUCUGUCAUUCACUGAAAAUGUUAAUGUUGUUAUACAGAAAAUGUCCAAUGAUUUCCCCUCUAAUUUUGCAGUUAACCUUGGACCUUUUGACAGUAUGUGUAUUGGUUUAGUUAGUUCUUUUUAAUUACUGAAAAGUUUAAAGGGAAGCAUUAUCAGCAUACAUAAAAAUAUAUAUUUAGUCACUUUUUUCCUCCUAAAUCAGCCUUUGCAUUCCAUUCCUGUGUGACCACCUAGAACAAAAGCAGUCCAGUGGAGUCAUGAGCUGCUGUCAGAGAUUCUGAAGGACCUGGAUGAUUACUAUGAGAAAUUUAAGCGGGAGACUGAUGCUGUGCAGAAGAGAAGAAUGUUGCACUGCAUACAGAGAGCCUUGAUUCGGAGUCAGGAACUGGGGGACGAGAAGAUCCAAAUCGUCAGUCAGAUGGUGGAGCUGGUUGAGAACAGAACAAGGCAAGUGGACAGCCACGUGGAGCUGUUUGAGACUUGCCAAGAGACUAAUGACACCACUGGAAACAGCGGGAAAGCCAGCCAGGAUAAGUCGAAGAAUGAGACAAUCGCACAGGCUGAAAAGCCCAACAACAAGAGAUCGAGGAGGCAGCGGAAUAAUGAGAAUCGAGAGAAUGCCUCAAAUAAUCAUGAUCACGAUGACAUCACCUCAGGAACACCAAAGGAGAAGAAAGCAAAAACAUCCAAGAAGAAGAAACGAUCCAAGGCUAAAGCAGAGCGGGAAGCUUCUCCUCCUGACCUUCCUAUUGACCCUAAUGAGCCAACAUACUGCUUGUGCAACCAGGUCUCCUAUGGAGAAAUGAUAGGAUGUGAUAAUGAUGAGUGCCCCAUUGAAUGGUUUCACUUUUCUUGUGUGGGACUCAACCAUAAACCAAAGGGCAAAUGGUACUGCCCCAAAUGUAGAGGAGAAAAUGAGAAAACUAUGGACAAGGCGUUGGAGAAAUCUAAAAAAGAAAGGGCAUACAACAGGUAGUUUGUGGACUUUUCAUAGUGAAGGAAAAAACCCACCAAACCAGUGUAUUUAUUGUCAGUGUCACCUUUGUUGAGGUGAAAGGAUUGUAAAAUGUAUAUUUUUAAAGGAGGUUUAAAACUGAACCAUUCCUGUUACAGGGACGGCAAUAAGAAAUUUUGGGUUUCAUUUGGUAAGCUGUAACAAGAAUGUGGUCUGUGGACCAAUGUAUUCCAAAAGUAAAAUUAUAAGAAUAUUCGGGUGUUUCUUAAAAGAUAAAUUAAUAAUUUUCUUUAUUUCUUUUCUUCUUUUUUUUUCUUUUUAUUUUCUUUUUUUUUUUUUUUUAGUGCUGGUAGCACUCUACCCAUUAAAAUUUUGACAAAUAUUUCUUGAAAUGUAAUUUUGUUUUCCUUAAUGAAAAAUGUUAUUUACCUUUUGAGUAAAAUUGAUAAAUAGUUUAACCACCUGGCUGUAUCUGAAUAAAGCUGCAAUACAUUGCAAAAGUAACUUCUUUUGGUGAUAAGCAAGAACAAACAAAAGGAGGGUAAAAUUUGGUUCCUGCUACAAAGUGUCAGUAUAACAGUUCAAUAGCAAAUGUUUAAAUAGGCUUAGAGGAUUAUUUUUUAAAACAAAAAGUUAAUGGUUAAAUUUUAAACAACAAAUAUUUUAUAUGCUGGCCAGGUACCACAAAGGCCAUUUUUAAAUGAUUGAAUAUGUUUUGUAUUUAACCAGGAAGUGGUUUAGUAAUGAGACAUAACAUAAAUGAAGCUUUAUACUGUCACAGAUAGUGGUGUAGCAAUCCUUAAUUUGUUUAAGUUGUAUAAAUGUACAUUUUAAGUGGAGUUGCACUUACUGUAUUAUACUUGGAAAUGCAGCCAAAUGCCAUUGUGUAACCAAUGUGCAUUUCCUGCUGUAUGUAUGAAAAUUGUACAGAUGUGAUAUUAAGAAAUAAAUGAAA